AUGUCUGACGAGCCCGUCCCCAACGGCGUUACAACACCUGUCUCACCCAAGGCGAGUGGCCUGGCUUUGACCGAAUAUACCGCCGCUCCGACUCCUCCUUCGGAGCGUGUUCAACGCAUCCCUGGUGUGCCACCCAACUGGGGCAUUCCUGAAGCGUUCUUACUUCCCAAUGGAUACCCUGAUUAUCUCCGCUUGAUCCUAACCUCUCGAGUCUACGAUGUGAUCGAUGAAACACCCCUGCACCAUGCAGUGAACCUGAGCAACCGCCUGGAGAGCCGGGUCCUCCUCAAGCGGGAGGACUUGCUGCCCGUGUUCAGCUUCAAGCUUCGUGGUGCCUACAAUAAGAUGGCUCACUUGAACCCGGAACAGCGGUGGAAAGGUGUCGUUGCUUGCUCUGCUGGCAACCACGCACAGGGCGUGGCCUUCUCAGCCCGCAAGCUGAGAAUCCCUGCAACUAUCGUUAUGCCUGCUGGCACCCCUGCGAUCAAGCACCGAAAUGUUGCUCGUCUGGGAGGAAGUGUUGUCCUGCACGGAAACGACUUCGAUGCGGCCAAAGACGAGGCUCACCGUCUGGAAAAGCAGCACGGUCUCACUAAUAUCCCGCCGUUUGACGACCCCUACGUUAUUGCUGGCCAGGGUACCAUUGGCAUGGAACUCUUGCGCCAAGCGAACCUGGAUAAGCUGGAGGCGGUCUUCUGUGGGGUUGGCGGUGGAGGUCUGAUUGCCGGUAUUGGCGUGUAUCUCAAGCGCAUUGCACCGCAGGUCAAGAUCAUUGGCGUUGAGGCCUACGAUGCCAAUGCCAUGGCCCAAUCCCUGGAUGAUGGUCAGCGUGUUUUCCUCAAGGAGGUCGGUCUCUUUGCGGAUGGCGCUGCGGUCAAGUCUGUGGGAGAGGAGCCCUACCGGGUCGCGCGGGAUGUGAUUGAUGAGGUCAUCCAGGUCUCGACUGACGAGAUUUGUGCCGCUAUCAAGGAUGCAUUUGAAGAUACUCGAUCUGUGGUCGAGCCUGCCGGUGCUCUGGGUCUCGCUGGUCUGAAGAAAUACAUUGCCAAAUACCCCAGCCCUGACACGAACCGUGAGCUAAUUGCCAUCACUUCUGGUGCCAACAUGGACUUCGACCGAUUGCGCUUCGUUGCCGAGCGUGCGGCUCUUGGUGAGCGCAAGGAGGCGCUGCUGAGCGUCAAGAUUCCAGAGAAGCCCGGCGCGUUCGGAAAGCUCGUCGAAGUUAUCUUGCCUCAUGCCGUAACGGCUUUCAGCUAUCGUUAUGCCAACGACAACUCGGCUGAUGUUUUGAUGGGCAUUUCGCUCUCUGCCUUGACCGGCCGGGAGGACCUGGCCAAGAUUAUGGAAGAGCUGGAGAAGGGUGGAAUGACCAGCCGCGACCUGAGCGAUGAUGAGCUCGCUAAGCGCCAUGUGCGCUUCAUGGUUGGGGGUCGCAGCCAAGUCACCGAUGAGCGACUGUUCAUGUUUGAGUUCCCCGAGCGCCCAGGCGCCCUGGCCAAGUUCCUGACUACUCUCCGCCCUAACCAGAACAUCUCUCUGUUCCACUAUCGUAACUACGGUGGCGAUGUUGGUAAGGUUUUGGCUGGAAUCCAGUGUCCCUCGCCUGAAAAAGAAGACCUGGAGGCCUUCCUCCGUGACCUGGGCUAUCCUUUCAGCGAGCACACAGAUUCCCCCACCUACCAGACCUUUCUUCGCUCCUAA
Molecule: messenger RNA, 1701 nt
Organism: Penicillium macrosclerotiorum
Lineage: Eukaryota; Fungi; Ascomycota; Eurotiomycetes; Eurotiales; Aspergillaceae
Product: threonine dehydratase, biosynthetic
Exons: 2
Coding region: 1-1701 (566 amino acids)
Biological process (GO): L-threonine catabolic process
Molecular function (GO): threonine deaminase activity; pyridoxal phosphate binding
Source: RefSeq, a predicted model, not a curated record